AUGGUAUUGAACGUCGCCGUUAUCGGAGGCGGGCCAUCCGGCCUCGUGACUCUGAAAUAUCUCUUAGAAGCGCACAAGUUCUUUCCAGGCGUGGAAAUCGAGGCACAUCUGUUUGAGAAGGAGGGAGAUGUCGGCGGCGUCUUCAGUUAUGGAGUUUAUGAGGACGCCGAGCUUGUUUCUUCGAAAUAUCUCACAGCAUUCUCCGACUUUCGGGUCCCAGAAGGCGAGAAAGAUUUUCUGACACCGAAAAGAUACGUCGGAUACCUGAAAGACUAUGCGACGAGGUUCAACCUCUGGGAUCGUAUCCAUCUUUCGACCGAGGUCAAGUCCAUCACACCGGACCCGGCAAACCCAUCUCAUCACAUUCUCACCAUACGAGAUAAUCAAGGCCAGGUCGUAGAGCGCCGAUACCACGCCAUCGCCAUCUGCAGCGGCUUGAACCAAGAUCCUUUCAGACCAGCCAUUCCGGGACUCAACACACCACUGCCCACAGUCCACAAGAAUGGAGAUCGCCGGAGCUCAGAUCAAAAGUCAGGCGCAUCUAUUCACCCCGGUAUCGAACUCCUCCACGCCGCCGACUUCAAGUCCCGCUCCCAAUUCGGCGAAGACAAGACUGUGCUGAUCCUAGGCGUCGGCGAGACAGCCAUGGACAUCGCCCACCUGGCCAUCACAUCCCAGACCAGGCGCGUCAUCCUCUGCCACCGCGACGGCUUCAUCUCCUCGCCCAAGAUCGUGCCGGACCCCUUUCGCGCAGGUGGGCGAAGCGGCGGGCCCGACCCAAACAACCCGAACAAGCCGCUCGACUGCGCGACGGCGUCCCUGUUCGACACGGCAUACGUCCCGCCCAUAGUACAGCGUGGACCCUGGCUGUGGGCCGUCUACGACGCCUUCGUGACGAACAUGGCGUGGGCGAUCUCGGGCACGCGCGCCGGGUUCGACCAGUGGGCCGGCGGCGUGAGCCCGAGGCGGCUGCACACCGAUUCGCUGCUCAUCUGCAAGAGCGACCGGGCGCUGCCUUACAUCUCGGAGCAGUACCGGAGCCAGUCGAGGCUGAACCGGUGGCGGACAUGGCUUAUCAAUGUGGAGCUGAGGCCGACUGGCGGGAGGAAAAUUGACCUGGCGCCGUGGCCGACUCAUGUUGAUGAGGAGGGGGUGGUUCAUUUUGAGGAGAAUGAUAGGCCCGAGUCGGGGGUUAUGAGGAAGGAGAAGGGUAUACGGCCUGAUGUUGUCAUUUUUGCGACUGGGUAUAAGCAGUCGUUCCCUUUCGUUCCCAAGGGAGACGUCUACCCGUCGCUGGAUGCCUCUGUGACCAGGGGCAUCUUCCGGAACAUCGAAGAUGGCGUCGCGUACAUCGGGUUCAUAAGACCGGCUUUUGGGGCCAUCCCGCCCGUCGCAGAGCUUCAAGCCCAGCACUGGGUGUACCACCUCAUCACCAGCCCCAAGUUCCAGCCGUACUUCUCGCCCGGCUUCAAACCUCCCCGCCGCUCCCACAAUGCCGUGGAGGGAUACGAGAUGGACUACAAGCUCAAGAGCCGCGACAAGGACCACGACUUCGCCGCCACGAAGCGCGGCGUCGACCAGGAGAGCUACGUCUACCAGCUGGCGCUCGACAUGGGGUCCGCACCUACCUGGACACACGUGCUGAGGGACUUUGGAAAAGAGGUCUUCUUCACGUGGGCUAUGGGUCCGAACUUCCCAUCUAAAUUCCGCCUUGUGGGUCCGUGGGCCACCGACGAAACUGCCCGGGAGGCGGCCGGAUUGAUGAGGGAGGAUGGCGAGCUGGGAAAGCUGCUGCUGGUAUUCAAUGUUCUGCGAUGCUUCUACAACGUCUUCCUGCAUCCGCUUCGGCACUUCCCCGGUCCCCUCGCGAACCGUGCCUCCGGCCUCCCAAACGUGAUAUCCAUGCUGCGGGGCAAAUGGACCACGGAACUCCUCCCCGUCGUGGUGAAAUACGGCCCCGUCGUCCGCAUCAGGCCCGGCGAGUUAUUGUUUACUGACCCGGAUGCCUGGAAGGAUAUCUACUCGCAUCACAACGGGGCACUCGUCAAGGGGGAGGAAUUUGAAAAGUUUGAAAUCUUCUACCAGACACCAGGUGUCACACCCUCCCUGUUGGGGGAGUCUCGUGAUAACCAUGCUCUCAUCCGGCGACAGCUCAAUCACGGCUUCAGCGACAAGAUUCUCCGGGACCAGGAGCCAAUUGUGAAGGGAUACGUUGAUCUUCUGAUCCAACGGCUUCGCGAACGAUGCAUUCCUGCUCCUGAAAUGUCGAAUGAGAAGGACAAACUGACACGCUCCAAAACGGCGUUCGACCUCCGCAGGUGGUACAAUUACACGACUUUUGACGUCAUCGGCGAUAUGGCAUUCGGUGAGCCCUUCGGCAGCCUCGAGAACGGUAAGGAGAGCGAGCUGGUCAGGCUUAUGGAGCGAGGACUAGCAAGGCAGGCGAUCGGGACGGCACUAAAGUUGCUGGGCCUGGGGUCGGUGCUCUCAUCUUUCGUCGGGCGCAACUCGAGGUUCCGCAGGGCGCACCAGAGGAACACGGCCGAGAUGCUCAGGAGGAGGAUGGGCCUCAACGUCGAGCGGCCGGACCUCAUCGGGAGCCUGCUCCGUAAGCAGGAGGACUGGAACAUGCCGUUCGACCGCCUACGGGCCAACGCGGGGCUGCUUGUCAUCGCGGGGUCGGAGACAACGGCGACCCUCCUCUCUGGCGCCACUUACCUCCUUCUCAGGAACCCACGGUGCUUGCGCAGGGUCACGGAGGAGAUCCGCUCUGCGUUCCAAUCGGAACACGAAAUCACGUUUUCGUCCGUUCAGCAGCUUCCUUACAUGCUUGCCUGCCUCCGCGAGGCCCUCCGUCGCUACCCGCCGGUAGCGGGCCCAUUACCUCGAGUCGUCCCAAGGGGCGGCGCAAACAUCGCCGGCCACUUUGUGCCCGAGGGAACCGUCGUAGGUGUGGCGCAGUGGCUGAUGAACCACACAGAGCGCAACUUCAGCGACCCGUUUGACUUCAAGCCGGAGCGGUUCCUCGCGCCGGAGGAGUUCCCGGGGGACAAGCUGGACGCGGUGCAGCCCUUCAGUCUGGGUCCGAGAGACUGUGUCGGAAAGAAUUUGGCCUAUGCCGAGAUGCGGACGAUACUGGCUCGUCUGCUGUUCAACUUUGACAUUGAGUUGGUGGAUCCUGAGAUCGAUUGGUUCAACCAGAAGGUCUUCUUCUUGUGGACAAAGCUGCCGCUCAAUGUGUAUUUGACACCGGCAUAG
Molecule: messenger RNA, 3258 nt
Organism: Diaporthe citri
Lineage: Eukaryota; Fungi; Ascomycota; Sordariomycetes; Diaporthales; Diaporthaceae
Exons: 7
Coding region: 1-3258 (1085 amino acids)
Molecular function (GO): N,N-dimethylaniline monooxygenase activity; NADP binding; heme binding
Source: RefSeq, a predicted model, not a curated record